Molecule: messenger RNA, 1730 nt
Organism: Hibiscus syriacus
Lineage: Eukaryota; Viridiplantae; Streptophyta; Magnoliopsida; Malvales; Malvaceae
Product: ectonucleotide pyrophosphatase/phosphodiesterase family member 3-like
Exons: 2
Coding region: 81-1550 (489 amino acids)
Cellular component (GO): vacuole
Source: RefSeq, a predicted model, not a curated record
AGUGUUCUUGAUCUCGCUUUCUUUGUCACAGAAGACUUGAUUUUUCAUAGAAACCGUGGAGAAGUGAGAAGAAAGGAAUUAUGGGUACUGAUUCAUUGAGUCAAACAAAGCCGAUCCCGAUUCCAACCCAAGAAGAGGAUCCUUCGAGCCAUUCCAGAUCUCUCCUUUCUUUCAACACUGAUUCUCCUUUCGAUCCUCCGGCAAAAACAUCUCCUUCAAAGCCCAGAACCACCAUUAUCUUCAUUGCUUUGAUACUCUUCACUUGCAUUGCUAUUUCAGCUGCCUUUGCGUUUGCUUUCCUCUUUUACUCGUCUUCGUCAUCUUCUUUUUCAGCUACAGCUCACAACGUUUCUCGUCCUCUAAAGAAACUGGAAAAGCCGGUGGUUAUUUUGAUUUCCUCUGAUGGGUUUCGGUUUGGGUACCAAUUCAAGACCUCAUUACCAAACAUCCACCGGUUGAUUGCUAACGGGACCGAGGCUGAGUUGGGUUUGAUUCCUGUUUUCCCUACUCUUACUUUUCCUAAUCAUUACUCUAUUGUUACUGGCCUCUAUCCUGCUUAUCAUGGGGUUAUAAACAACCGUUUCGUGGAUCCUAACACUGGUGAGGUGUUCACUAUGUCCAGUCAUGAACCAAAGUGGUGGCUAGGUGAGCCACUUUGGGAGACUGUGGUCAAUCAUGGGUUAAAGGCUGCUACCUAUUUUUGGCCUGGAAGUGAGGUAAAAAAGGGUUCUUGGGAUUGUCCUAAAAAGUUUUGUAUGUUCUAUAAUGGAUCUGUUCCCUUUGAGGAUAGAGUUGAUACUGUAUUAAGCUACUUUGAUUUGCCAAGCAGUGAGAUUCCUGUGUUUAUGACAUUGUAUUUUGAGGAUCCUGAUCAUCAGGGUCACGAUGUCGGACCUGAUGAUCCUCAGAUCACCGAGGCUGUUUCUAGAAUUGAUAGUUUGAUUGGGAGGCUGAUUGAUGGUUUAGAAAAGAGAGGGGUUUUUGAGGAUGCUACUAUAAUUAUGGUUGGAGACCAUGGGAUGGUUGGUACAUGUGAUAAAAAGCUGAUUUUUCUUGAUGAUUUGGCCCCUUGGAUCAAAAUCCCUGCGGAUUGGGUUCAGUAUUAUACUCCGAUGCUUGCGAUUCAUCCACCUCCUGGUCAUGCACCUUCGGAUGUUGUUGCAAAGAUGAAUGAAGGAUUGGAAUCUGGGAAAGUUGAGAAUGGAAAGUAUUUGAAGGUUUAUCUUAAGGAGGAACUGCCAAGUCGACUGCAUUAUGCGGCAAGUGAGCGAAUUCCUUCCAUAAUAGGGUUGAUUGAGGAGAGUUUUAAGGUGGAGCAGAAAAGGACUAAGCGACAAGAGUGUGGAGGAGCUCACGGAUACGACAAUGCAUUUUUCUCCAUGCGGACUAUUUUUAUUGGUCAUGGUCCUCAAUUUGCAAGGGGAAAGAAGGUGCCGUCUUUUGAGAAUGUUCAGAUUUAUAACUUGGUAACUUCAAUUCUUAAGCUAGAGGGUGCUCCCAAUAAUGGUUCUUCAGCAUUUCCUGAGUCUGUUCUACUGCCUAGUCAGUAAAUUUAUCUCCUAAGAAUGUUCAGAGCGAUCUUAGCCAAAUGACUACAUAUAUGUUGAGACUGUGCAGAAGGAUAUUAGUGAUAUCUGGACCAGUUGAUAUUUUUGAGUUGCAGAUGUUUGUAAUUUGUAAGGAAUGAAUUUCUACUUCUACGUCGUCAAUAAAUUUCACUUUUCAUAUUA